GUCCUGGGCCAGUCGCUGAGGGACCAGAGGGCCACCCGGGAGCUGGUGGUGCUGGUCACUCCUCAGGUGUCCAGGCUGCUCAGGGCUAUUCUCUCGAGGGUAUUUGACCAGGUCGUCGAGGUCGAUCUGAUGGACAGCACCGACCACGUCCACCUGGCCUUCCUGAAGAGGCCCGAGCUCGGCGUCACCCUCACCAAACUCCACUGCUGGACGCUCACCCGCUACAGCAAGUGUGUGUUUCUGGACGCCGACACCCUGGUGCUGUGCAACAUCGAUGAGCUGUUUGAGAGGAGCGAGUUUUCGGCCGCCCCGGACCCGGGCUGGCCCGACUGCUUCAACAGCGGGGUGUUCGUCUUCCGGCCUUCCCUGCGGACACACCGCCUCUUGCUGCAGCAUGCCGUGGACCACGGCAGCUACGAUGGGGCCGAUCAGGGCUUGCUCAACAGUUUCUUCAGCAGCUGGGCCACGGCCGACAUUCAGAAGCACUUGCCCUUCGUCUACAACUUGAGCAGCAGCGCCGCGUACACCUACAGCCCGGCGUUCAGACAGUUCGGUUCAAGGGCGAAGGUGGUCCACUUUCUGGGGCCCAAGAAGCCGUGGAACUACAAGUACAACCCGCAGACGGGCUCGGUGCUGGAGGAGGCGCCUGGGACGGCCCCCCAGCACCAGCUGAGCUUCCUGAACCUGUGGUGGAACAUCUACCAACACAGCAUCUUGCCUCUGUACGAACACAUCCCGGACGAGCCACGGAAACCAUCGCCCGGACACAGGAUGACAGGUUGCCCUGAAAUCGAGACUCCGGCUGGAGUGAUGCCUGAGCCAAAUCCACCACCUUUUCCCCAAUUGGCCGAAGUCGCAGAGCCCCGAACCGCCUCCGUACAGCUCACUGAAACACCCGCGGACGAGACAGGAAGUGGCCGGACGGAGGAAUCCGAGGAACGAAACCAGGAGCCCCCUGUGAAUGUCACCAGGGACCCCAGGCCUGAGGAUGCGCUGCAGGUGGACCUGGCCAUGUCCAUUUCCGAGAUCUCCAUCAGAGAGAAGGUCAGGGCGCUGAGCCCCGAGGAGCAGCGGAGGAAGUGGGAAGAGGGCCACAUCGACUACAUGGGGACGGACGCCUUCGCCCGCAUCCAGGAGAAGCUGGACCGGUUCCUGCAGUGACGCGGGGGUUCCGUCCGCCAUGUUCUGUUGAAUGGACGUCUCCUCUCGUGUCUUCCCAAAGGGCAACGCUGUUCAACUACGUGCCUGUCUUCACGGUUCAACUACGUGCCUGUCUCUACGGUUCAACCACGUGCCUGUAUUUGUCGUUAUCGAUGGUCGACCAACCUGAGUGCCUCGCAAAAAAAAAAAUAAAUAACGUAGACCGUGAACAACCCAGCUGGAAGCCGCCUGCUGGUCCCAGCUCUCCCACAUCUUCUCGCCUUCUUCUCACCGCGUCUGCAAAAAGGAGCAGAAAGAAACUUCUGGUUGACCCUUGACCACGGUCUUGGCCAAAGGAGCCUCGCAACGAUGCCUUGGACAGAUGCUACGACGUCUAUGUUGGAUGUCACCACGGAUUGUCUUCCGUCCCCAAGGGAACAACAGUAGGAUCCUGUGUUCAGUACCUCCGGAAUCCUUAAUAUGAACAUCCUUUCUCUUUGUUUUUAAUAAAAUAUUUUUACUAGAGGUCCGGUG
Messenger RNA from Myotis brandtii (Brandt's bat), 1674 nucleotides. It is a transcript of the gene GYG2, whose product is annotated as glycogenin 2. The record is from RefSeq and is a predicted model, not a curated record. The transcript is spliced from 8 exons. Lineage: Eukaryota; Metazoa; Chordata; Mammalia; Chiroptera; Vespertilionidae. Gene Ontology annotation, molecular function: glycosyltransferase activity. Gene Ontology annotation, cellular component: cytoplasm. The coding region runs from base 130 to 1161 and encodes 343 amino acids.